AUGUCAGAAAUAAAAAAUGGUCAUAAUAAUCAGCACAACACACUUCCACGCACUGUGGUAAGGGAGGCUUGCAGCUGGAGUGACGAACGACCCUUAACAUUUUACUACUACGGCGAUAAAAAGAAGGCUCUCGCGGAAAUGGCCGGUCAAUACUUCUGGGGAGCAGGCGGCUGGAACGACUUGAUAAAAAAGGUUCCACCAGGAACCAACUGGCUUACCAGUUGCAGACCACAAAUGAUAAGAUGCAAAAAUCAAGAAGUUUUGCUUGUAUUAGGAUGGUGUCCCGUUCGAGAUGAAGUCACAGAUCUGGAUGCUAUACCUUCUGAGAGAUGCUUAACUGAGCAAAUUAUUAAUUUUAUUGAAGAGUACUACGGCAAAAAAGUUCUUUUCUUGGAUUUCUUUCCAGAUUGCCGCACCGGCCUUGACGAAACUGGCUGUACAGGUGGCACAAGUUAUGUCCAGGAAAAUAGCAUCCACUGCAUAGCUCUGAUGGUCACGAUAACUGUUGCUUUACGCGAAUAUACCGUUGAAAUAUCAAGCGUUUGGGGAUUUGGCAAGAUGUUCCAAGAAGAAAUCGACCAGGCUGUUUUCGAGCAAUUACCAUGGCUUGAAAACUUACCACGAAGUUAUUUACCGUGGCACAUUAGUAAAAUUUCGGACAGAAAUCUCGAGAAGAGCAAAGUAUUAACGACUACAAUGCUAGAGAGCCUGGCUAUUCACCUUGGGGGAGAUGUGCCGGAGAUUUAUACAGCACUGAAUACAUGGCUCAAAAAGGUGAACUCAGAUUUCGAACUCCCUGAUGAAAUCACACAAUCCUCUGUUACAGCUGAAAAGGUUGUUAGUCUUCUUCAGCCAUUUGCUCCACCCGGAUUGAUGUCGAUGCCAGAGAAAAAGAGAAAACAAAAGCGGACACGAGUAUCAGAAGCCAGAAAGAUGCAGAAAUCAUAUCCCCAUGGUAUACUACCACAGAAAUACUGGUCUCCAUUGCAGAAGGACAUGGAUGCCGCAGACGCUCUUUUACAGACCCAUGGACUCACAAUCAGUGCUCCUCUUGAGAAGCACAAGGCUGCCAAUUACAUACCGGGUUGGAAAAUUUGUUUAACUACUGCAGAGAAAAAGAGCAUAAAGGCCGGACUGGAUGCUGCUGCCAAUGAGAGGCGUUUUGCGCGUGCGUUGGUCAAUUUAAGGAGACUAAAAGAAGCACGGGCAAAACUAGAGACCGUUGGGGUAGCUUUGAUUUGUGAUUCUCUUACCCAGUUGAAAUAA
Molecule: messenger RNA, 1266 nt
Organism: Venustampulla echinocandica
Lineage: Eukaryota; Fungi; Ascomycota; Leotiomycetes; Helotiales; Pleuroascaceae
Exons: 2
Coding region: 1-1266 (421 amino acids)
Source: RefSeq, a predicted model, not a curated record